CGCGCCUCUUCGGGCCUGCGUAGGAGCGGAAGGUCGUCCCUGUGACCGGCUCGGUGUUUGGAGCGGCUGUCGCCAUGUUGUCGAUCGCUGCCCGCUCGGGCCCAUUCGCGCCCGUCCUGUCGGCCACGUCCCGCGGGGUGGCGGGCGCGCUGCGGCCCCUGGUGCAAGCCGCGGUGCCCGCCACCCCGGAGCCUCCUGUUCUGGACGUGAAGCGACCCUUCCUGUCCCGAGAGUCGCUGAGUGGCCAGGCCGCGACCCGGCCUUUGGUCGCCACGGUGGGCCUCAACGUUCCUGCUUUUGUUCGUUAUUCCCAUACAGAUGUCAAGGUGCCCGACUUCUCUGAUUACCGUCGUGCUGAUGUUCUAGAUAGCACAAAGUCUUCUAAAGAGAGCAGUGAGGCUAGAAAAGGCUUCUCGUACCUGGUAACUGCAACUGCUACUGUGGGCGUUGCGUACGCUGCCAAGAAUGUGGUCACCCAGUUCGUUUCCAGCAUGAGCGCUUCUGCUGAUGUACUGGCCAUGUCGAAGAUCGAGAUCAAGUUGUCUGAUAUUCCAGAAGGAAAGAACAUGGCUUUCAAGUGGAGAGGCAAACCUCUGUUUGUGCGCCAUAGAACCCAGAAGGAGAUUGCCCAGGAAGCUGCAGUUGAAGUGUCCCAGUUGAGGGAUCCCCAGCAUGAUUUAGAGAGAGUAAAGAAACCUGAAUGGGUUAUUCUGAUAGGUGUCUGCACUCAUCUUGGUUGUGUGCCCAUUGCAAACGCAGGAGAUUUCGGUGGCUAUUAUUGCCCAUGCCAUGGGUCACACUAUGAUGCCUCUGGCAGGAUCAGGAGGGGGCCUGCGCCUCUCAACCUGGAAGUGCCUACCUAUGAGUUCACCAGUGAUGAUGUAGUUGUUGUGGGGUAGACACUGGACUCAGGCCUAGGCUUCUUUCAGUCUUUCUGUCCCCUCAGAAGAAUUGAGAGCAAGCCUUGUGUACUUCUAGGUUGGUUGAUUUAAAAUAUUUAAGAUGUGAAUAAUGUAUUGGCAAACAUUAAUGUGAAGUAAUUGAAUUCACUCUUAAAUAUUGUCAAGCAUUAUCGUAAUAAAGCCACUGUUGAACAUCAUUAAAUUCAGUUACAGACUUGAAAGGUACAAUGUCUUUGAUAGCUAAUUCUAAUAAAACAUUACAGAUUGUUGUACAAGA
Messenger RNA from Phodopus roborovskii (desert hamster), 1179 nucleotides. Its product is annotated as cytochrome b-c1 complex subunit Rieske, mitochondrial. Bases 75 to 899 code for a protein of 274 amino acids. The record is from RefSeq and is a predicted model, not a curated record. Gene Ontology annotation, biological process: mitochondrial electron transport, ubiquinol to cytochrome c. The transcript is spliced from 2 exons. Gene Ontology annotation, molecular function: quinol-cytochrome-c reductase activity; 2 iron, 2 sulfur cluster binding. NCBI's taxonomy places the organism in Eukaryota, Metazoa, Chordata, Mammalia, Rodentia, Cricetidae. Gene Ontology annotation, cellular component: membrane.